CAAGGUGCUAGGUGUUAAGGGUUUACAGCUGUUAAAAUAUUCCUGAUAUUUCCACCAGCCAUGAUUACUCCUCUUGAUAUUUUAUCGUUGGAAACUUGGAUUUUAAUCCUGACUUCAUUCAUUCUUAUCAGAUUAUACAUCCAUAAGAAAUGGCAAGUGUUAAAGAACUUAAACAUUCCACAUGACCAACCUACUAUACUUGGCAUUGGAAAUUUGAUGGAUUUCAUUAAAAACCCUGAGUUUUUGUUUAUGGGAUAUUUUGAUUUGAAGAAAAAAUACGGACCAAUAUAUGGCGCAUACAAUUGGCUUACACCCUCCAUAACGAUAACUGAUCCAGAAAUUUUGAAAAAAAUCUUUAUUAAAGAGUUUUCUACAUUUCCUGACAGGCAGAUUGCUCUACUUGAUGUAAAUGGUAAAGAAAUGAACUCAGCUUUGACUGUUGUGAGUGGGAGGAAAUGGAAAAGAAUUAGGAACACCCUCUCUCCCACAUUCUCAUCAUCAAAGUUGAAAGAAAUGUUUGGUAUAGUUGAAGAUUGUGCCGAUAGUUUUGUUCAAAACAUUGGAACGAUAAACUCAGAUGUUGACGGAAGAUUUGACGUUUCAUUAGCAUUUGGACGACUAACGUUGGAUGGGAUUUGUUCUUCAGCAUUUGGUGUCAAAGUUGACUCCCAGGCAGGAAAUAAUGGUGAAGAAUCUCAGGUGGCAAAAAUGGCUCGCGAGUUGCUUGCGUUUGAAUUCUUCAGGAACCCAAUGUUAUAUGUGUUUUUAAUCUUCCCAUGGACGGAAAAAAUUGCAGAAAAGUUUGAUUAUACUAUUUUCCCGAGAAAGUACGUCAGAUAUUUUGCAAGACUUAUCGAUUCUGUUGUUGAAAGUAAAAAGGAAAAGAAACAAAGAACAGACAUCUUGCAAACAAUGAUUGAUUCUCAAAUAACAGAAGAAGAUGUGAAGAAUGGAGCAGUGAAAGGGGUUACAAAAACUGAAAUGAAAGGCAACAGUAUAAUCAUGUUGCUGGCUGGAUAUGAAACAACAUCUAACGCCAUGGUGUUCCUUGCAUAUAACCUGGCUGUGUAUAAAGAUGCACAACACAAAUGCAGAGAAGAGAUUGAACAAGUCAUUGCUGAACAUGGUGGAUUGACUUAUGAAGCUGUGCAGGAUUUGAAAUAUAUGACUCAGUGUCUCAAUGAAUCUAUGAGGCUUUAUUCGCUUGUACCUGCUAAUUCAAGAUACUGUGAACGCGACAUUACAAUAAAUGGGGUGACCAUUCCUAAAGGGACACUCGUAAAUAUCCCAGUGUUUGGAAUGGGAAGAGAUGAAGAGUUUUGGAAUGAACCUUUGACUUUUAACCCAGAUAGAAUGUUGGACAUGAAUGAGAUUGAUCCAAUGAUAUUUCAACCAUUUGGUGCUGGUCCACGUAACUGUAUUGGAAUGAGAUUUGCACUUCUUGAAAUUAAAAUCACUUUCGCAAAACUUCUGCAGAAAUUUUAUCUCGAUGUUUGUGAAGAUACCCCUGCACCUCCGUUAAAAGUUGGAUUCAAAACCAGCAUGAAACCAAAGGAAACUCUCUACUUGAAAGUUAAAGCAUUAGAGAUUAGAGUAGUUCCAUCUUUACUGGUGUAUUAUCUUCUAACUGUAAUUCUGUAAUUAUUCUGUCUUUAAUUGGCCAAGUUUUAUCAAAUGAUUGUUUUAACUCUGUACUUUUAAUACGAUAAUUUUCAUUGCAAUUUAAACCACUAUUCUGCUUCUAUUGCUACCAUGGUUAAUUUUGAAAAACUGUUUCUUAGGUCUCACCCUUACAAAACAGUAUAUAAAAAAUCUGUAUGUUUUCAUUAUGAUUUUGGGUUUCAUUUUUCAAAUUCAAUUUUGAUAUCUUGUUUUGAACUAAAAUGACAUGAAUUUUAUUUCAUGUGAAUUUUAUAUCAUGUAAAAGUGAAUGAUUAAGACUUAUUUCGUUUCAGCAAUGUAACUACUGUGAAGGCAUGUGGUGUUACAUGAUCUUAAGUAAUGGGUCAACUCUGGCUUAUAAACCACAGCCCCUAACUUGCUUCGCAAUAGGAUUUGUCUCAUGUUUGUAGCAGUUGACUAUGCUUUAAGAUUUAUUAAUAAAGUUUACCCACAUUAACUUAACGCAUAAAGAUUGAAUAAAUUGUUGUGUUGCGUAAAUAUAACACCCGGCCCAACUGUAUUGUAUAAUUAAGUGACGUAUCAUGCAGUUUACUGUGAAUAUGAGGAAAUGAAAUUCCAGUCUGCCAUUCUUCAAUUUCAAUCUAUUAUUACAUUAACCAUUGCUGUGGUAAUUUGUGUUUAUUUGUUUAAUCUCUGCAAUAAAUGUCAAUUUUAACCCAAAUAUUACUUUCAG
Messenger RNA from Ciona intestinalis (vase tunicate), 2356 nucleotides. Lineage: Eukaryota; Metazoa; Chordata; Ascidiacea; Phlebobranchia; Cionidae. The record is from RefSeq and is a predicted model, not a curated record.